Salvia miltiorrhiza (redroot sage) is the source of this 540-nucleotide messenger RNA. Its product is annotated as glycine-rich protein 23-like. Lineage: Eukaryota; Viridiplantae; Streptophyta; Magnoliopsida; Lamiales; Lamiaceae. The transcript is spliced from 2 exons. The record is from RefSeq and is a predicted model, not a curated record. The coding region runs from base 1 to 540 and encodes 179 amino acids.
AUGGGUCCAAAAGCAUCGGCCACAAUCUCGUCCUCUAAACCGACGAGUAACCAAAAUCGACUGCCAAGAAUUGGCGGAGGACUCGCCGAAGGAGUUAUCGGAGGACUCGCCGAAGGAGUUUUUGUUGGUGGUGGGGGUAUUAUAGGUGAAGGCGGUACAUUUGGGGGUGGCUCGGUGGGAGGAGGUGGUAUUGGCAGUGGAGGUGUUGGCAGCGGCAGCGGCGGAGGUUGGAUAACUAUUGGCUAUAGCGAAGACAAUGGAUUGAGUCCUGUUAAAAGAUCGAGUCCACCCUUCGAAUCAGGAGAUUUAGGAUCUCAAAAGUCAUCAUCAUCAUCGCGACUGAGAAGAAGUGAAAUGGAGCGAGUUGUAUAUAGGAUUGGGGGAAACAAUCGUGGUGGAUAUGUAGCUGGAGUAAUGGGUGGUGGGGAAGGGAAUGGAAACAAGCAGAGAUCUGGAGCAGUAGUUGGUGACGAAGGAAACAGGCUUGUGGCCAAAAAAUUGGCGUCGAAGGAGGUUGGCAAGCUGUGGAUGGAGCUCUGA